CAUCAUAUCGGUGUGCGGCAGGCGGCAGGCUCGGCACGGGUGGCGGCGUUGUCCCCCCUGGCGGCGGCAUCCUGAGGCCCGCAACAAAACAAUGGAGGAGUGAGGCGGCAGGCAGCACACACACACACACUCACCGCCCCGCCCCGCACCACGCCCGCCACACACGGCACCCCGCAGCGCCCCCCGGGCCGCCCCGCAGCGGUGAGCAGCGCCAUGGCCCCGGCAGGGCACGCACGGACACGGCCUGAGGAAACAUGAGGGGUUCUGCCGAGCCAGUGUAGCGUCCCUCGGAGCACCCAGGACCCGAUGGACACCCGCAAGCGUAGGAAGGAGGGGGGGGUGCUGGCCCCUACCCUGGAGAGCUUGCAGGCCUCCCCGAAAAGGGCUCGCGUACACGCCCAACGGAAAUUCGCGCAAGGCUCCCAACCGAACAGCCCAGCGCCCACCCCAGUGAAGGAGACGAGGGAGCUGAGGGAGCGGAACAGCGGAGCGUCGGAGCCUCGGACCAGGAGCGCCAGCCAGGCUCUCCCGCCCCCGCCCCCCCUCGACCUGGUGGAGGUGCCCGUGAGGCCGACGGUCGAGGAUUUUCUGACGUUUUUGUGCUAUAGGGGUACCUCCCUUCUCCCCCCGGGGCUGGAGCACUUCAACAACCCCCAGCUGAUGGAACUCGCAGCGGAAAGUCGAGGUCAGUCCCCGGCGCGUGAUGACAAGGGGAGAUUGUCCAAGAGGCGGAACGAUGGAUUUACGCUGGAGAAGAAAGACCGAGAGAGGGAGCUGUCGAAGGAGUCCGUCAAAAAGAACCUCGACCAAACGGAGACAGAUGGGGGUUCCUACACCAUACCUUACCGGGUGACGCGGAGCACCCCACACCCGCCCCCGCCAGCCGCCACCACCGCCGCCCCCGCCACCCAGCCCAGCGCCACGCCCCCACCUGUCGCCCCCACACCCGCCAUGCUCCCCCACACCCGUAAGAAGCUGUCGGAGCGGCUGAUGAUAAAGAAAACGUUGAUGUUGCAGAAUAAGGCAAAGUCGAUGAGGUUGCAAGACCGCAAAAGCCUGUCGCUGCGCCGGUGUGAGGUCCCGGUGGUGGACUCCAUGGUGGCCACACGGUCCGGCCGGCUGCUGCAGAAGUACAGAGUCUCGGCCACCACCGCCCUGGCCCGCAAGAAGGCUCGGGUGGCUUUCCGCUCCUCCAUCAGGCCCAAGCAGAAGCUGUCGAGGAUACUGCAGAGACUCGGUGGCUCGGCGGCGCUCGCAACCGACUCCAGGGUGCCGCGGACAACCCGAAGCCAGGCCGAGGGGCGAGACAGCGACAGGAGCGAGAGGAGCGACAAGGGCGAAGCGAAAAUGGAAGGAAAGGCCAAGGGUGAUAAGGUUGACAAGGGCGACGGGGUGAAGGCGGGGCGCAAGGAGGAUGGGGUGAAGAGUGACGCGCCCCGGCUGCCCCGCCCCGUCAGGCUGGUCCGGCAGAAGCUUCAGGACGGGAAAUACGUUGUGAAGAAGGUUGUUAGGGUCACCAGGGAAGGCACCAAGAACGAAGGUGAGACCAAUCACAUCGACACCUCACCGACAACCACAUCCCUGAACAACAACCACACCACCGCAACCACCACAACCACCACCACCACCAGGUCCCCCGAUCAAGUCCCCCUCGCUAAGCGCCUUCGCCGGAGCACGCUUGACGCCAACACACCAACGCACGCACACACUAACAAGAAAUCACCCAACGCACUCACGAACCCGCAUACGAAAAAGGCGACCGAGAGCAAGACGGAUGGCAAAGCGGAUGGCACCUCAAACGACGACAAAUCCACAACGUCACCCACCACAUCCGUGUCUCCGCUGUCCCUACGGAGCCACUCAUCCGACAACCAGUCAUCCGCAUCCAGCCCGGAGCUACCCAAUCUCAUGCUCCCAAAAUACACCACACAUGCAUCCGUCAGCUCAUCCGCCAAGGCCCUGUCCGCUGUCCCGUCACCCGCCUCGCCAUCCGCCUCGCCCCACAAGACGAGGUCAUCCACUCCGGCCUCCCUCACGACCGCCAAGUUCUAUACCUCAUCCGCCUCAUCCGGUUCAUCCGUCAGCCGGAGAUUGGCAGCGGGAGGGAAGGAGGAGAAGGUCACAGCAAAGGAGGAGAAGAUGGAGACGGAGGAGAUUGAAAAAUACCCGUCGGUGCGCGUGAGACCCAGCCGCAGGAGCAAGGAGCUGGCCGUUGCGUACCGCCAGCUGGGCAGUGAGGGGCGCAGUGGCAGCAAGGCCCUGGCAGUGACGGCGGCGGUGGCGGCGAAGAGUGAAAAGAAGGAGCACAAGGAAGAAGAGGAGGAGGAGGAGGAGGAGGAGGAGGAGGAGGAUGAAGAAGGGGAGGAAGAGAAGAAGGGAAUGUCCAGUGUUACCAACCUGAGGACACAUGUCAGAUCCAAAGAUGCCGAGGGGGACGAGAAGACCCAGAGUUCGGGGGCAGAGCAGGCCGGCACUGGAGACUCCCCCGGCAAGGCGCCCAGCAGCGACACCACUCCAGGGAAGGCAGGGAUCAGGAAAUGUCUCCGUCGGCAGCGAGAGGCGGAAACUGAAGCAGCGGAGAGCGUACGGGUGACCAGACGCACUCCAUCGACACCCAACAAGGACGAGUCACCCGGCAGUGGAGCGGAUGACAGCGGGCGGGUGACUUCUAGGCGGCUGAGGCGAGACCGAGGUUCGCAGGAUGUCAUAACCAGUCCGGACACGCCCACGAAGCCCACCGCCACGGCCGCCACUCCCACACGCUCCGCCGAGACGUCACCGGCCGCCUCCCGUAGCCUCAGACGCACGAGGAGCGACGCGGAUGAAACGCUACGUAAGGCAUCCGUCGUAAUGACCCGACGCGCAUCGCUGGAGGUUGACACGAAACGCAAACCGAAACCAGACACUACGAACCACCAGGAGAGCGACGGCGGCGAGAACGAACGCUCGCCGGCCGCCACGCGCUCAAAGAGAGACACUCGGCGGACUGGAACCACCGAAGUGAGAAAACCUGAGGAUAGCGACAAAAUGAUCCGUCCGAGGGUGAAAAAGCAGGCCAUCGAGAUCCAGUGUAUCGUCGCGAGGGCCACGUCCCCGGAGAUACCAAAGCCUACCGACCUCCUGCCCCCGGCCCUCACCACCCUGACCCCCAAGACGGAGACAGAGGAGCAGGGGCGGAAGAACAGCACCGACGGCGAGGAUGACAGCAAAACGACCCUAGCCCAGCGCAUCAUAGCGGAAGGCGAGAGGAUGUACGGCCAGGCUGGGAAGUCGCAGCGGGCAGUUACACAAGACCGUAAGACCCUAGACCAGCAUGUGCCGAGGGAGGGGGUGAGACAGGGGGCCGCCCGGAGGAGCCUCGACAAGUCCGACAGUAGUAGUGAGGCCGGGGAACCCCAGUCGAGAAGUGGCAGUAGGAGUCGCAGUGGGUCCCUCGGCGGUGGCACUGUGCCGGCUGUGUCAGAGCCAUCCGCCACUGAGGAGGAAAUCUCAUCACUAAACGGUAAGGAUAAGAAAGCACCGGUGUCGCAGAGCCGCCGUAAGUCCAUCGGCGGGCGUCGGCGGAGCAGCAACCACGAUGAGGCUAAGCUGAAUGAGGUUUUGGAGAGUGUCGCCAAGGAUUUCGAGCGCGACAUCGACGGCGACCACUACGAGAAGAUGGAGCACGACCUCAUGAUGGGCAACAAGUCCCCCGACAAGCCUGGCGGGCCGGGGCGAGAGGCGGCUGCAGGGGAGGGCGGGGCGGCCGAGACUGGGGUUGGCGACGAGAAAGGUUCCAAUGCUUCCAAUGGUUCCAAUCCCACAGAUGCGGCGGGGGUGUCCAGAGGGGGGGCGGGGCAGGGCGGAGGAGGCAGCCCCAGCCCCGGGAGGCGCGGCGCGGGGAGUAAAAAGCUGAAUGAUGUCGUGCGCUCCCUGCAAAAGAAACAGGCGGAGACCCCAGGCCGCGCCACGCCGCCGCUGCAAAACCCGACCUUCCUCAGAGACCUUGGCGGCUGGACGGACAAACAGAGGCAAGUAAGUCCCCCGCUAGCUCCCCCCCCUGAAGGCACCCCCCCAGCACCCCUAGCCGCCGCACAGAGGGGGGGGCGGGGCGAGGCGGUGCUGGCCCCCGGCACCCCUCCUCCACCUCCUCCGCCACCACCCCAAAGACCCGCCACCACUAAAGUACAACACCCCUCCACCACCUCCAUCACCUCCACCAUCACCUCCACCACCACCACCACCACCACAACCACCUCCACCACCCAGAGUGAGGCCCCCCCGCAGCCCCCAACAGGCCCCCCCCAGCCCCCUCCUGGUGUCAGUAAGGCUGUGGCGGCUAAGGCAGUCCCCUCCACCUCCACCGCCACCACCACCAAGGCUAGUCUGGUGCUGGGCAAGGCGGCGGCGGCCACCCCGGAGCAGGUGACGGUGGUGCCCAGCCCGCCGGUGGCCGCCAAGCCCCCCGUCACCGUGGGUGUGGCAGGGCCUGGGUUCCCGCCGGGGCUGGGUAUGACCCGCAUGACCCCGGGCCUCACCAUCUCCGCUGUGAGCAGCGCGGCGGCCAAGGUGGCUGGCCCCAAGCCCCUGGACCCCUCCCCCGCCCCCGCCAUGGCCCCAGCCCUCAAGAGCCUCCCCAAGCAGGUGCACAUUGCCCCCAAGCCCUCCACCACCGCUGCCGCCACCCCCAUCCCCGCCCCCGCCCCCCCGCCCCCCAGCCAGCUGUCCAUCUCAGUGCUGCCCCCUGGCACGCAUCACAAGCCCAGCCCCAAGCCAGUACAAAUAGCCCCCAAGCCCCCGGCGGCGGGGCUCCACCACCACCCUCACCACCACCAUGGCGGCCCCCAGCUGCUGGCUGCGGCAGGCGGCCCAGUGCUGCAGAGCCUGGCCCAGCCCAUGGCCCACCAGCACCACCACAGCACGGUGCAGGCCAUUGCCCAGCCCCUGCAGCCCAUGCAGGCCCUGCCCCAGCCCCUGCAGGCCAUGCCGGUGCAGGCCGUCAUCACCCAGGCCGUGCUGGAGGCCGGCCACCACCCCCUGGGGGCCCUGUCCUCCCCCGCCAAGAUCAUGACCCAGCCUGUCUUCGUCACCUCCGUGGCCGCCCCCGUCACCUACGGCAGCCUGGCCCCCCAGCAGGCCGUGGGCACCAUGGCCCGCAUGCUGGCCGCCAAGCCCCAGCCUCACCUCAUGACUCCCAAGGGCCCCGGUGACGCCCCCGCCGCCGCCGCCCCGCUGGUCACCCUCACCCCCAGCAGCGUGUCGCUGCAGCAGCACCCGCCGCAGAUACUCACCGUCAACGUGAUGCCGCUCACCUCCACCCACGUGCAGACCAUGGCCCACCCCGGCCCCAUGGUGGGCCCCAUGGCCGGCACCAUGUCUGGCCCCGUGGCCGGCUCCGUGGCCGGCACUGUGUCUGGCCAGGCGGGGCUGGUGUCCAGGCUGCAGGCGCUGGGUGCUGCCUCGCCCCAGCACCAGCACCACCAGCACACGGCCAUCCUGCCUGCUGUCUCUGCUGCGCCGGCCACCCAACACAACCCUGGUGGUGGUGCCCCGCCCCCCCAGCCCACCCUGUACACCACCAUGGCACCAGCCUGCCAGCCAGGGACUGCCAGGCCCACCACCACCACCACCCCCACCCCGGCCCAGGCCACACCACCACCGCCACCACCACCAGGGAUGCAAUCCAGUGUGUGCCAAACACCACCACCUGACCCCCUGGUGGGUGGUGGUGGUGGUGGUGGUGUCAGUGGCCAGGUGUGUGCCUCCCAGCCUGCCCCAGGGGAGAAGGGCCCCCAAGCCCUGGCCCCCGGUGGCAGGGUGCCGGGCCCCAGCAGAGGCAGCCCCGCCCUGCCCAGCCCUGCCCCCACGGGUGUUGCCACCACCACAGCAACACCCAUCACCACCACCCUCAUCACCACCCUCACCACCACCAGCACCGCCGCGGUGGUCAGCACCACCAUUACGUGUUCCACCCAGACCUGCCCCGCGGGUGAGGGGCCGCCGCGGGGCACCCUGAUAGGCAACGUGCGGGUGACGGAGGUGACCAGGUUUGCCCGGCGGAACAGCAGCCCUGUGCCCAUCACUGUACCCCCCCACGGCACCCCCCGGGGCACCACGCCGCCCCUCGCUUCUGCCCGGCCACUGCCCCACGGGGCUGGCGCCGCUGUCACCGCCACUGGCCUGGCGGAGGCCAAGCCACAACACAGCUGGGCGGCCAACACCAGCCAGGGUGUGGCUGGUGCCCGGCACCCCGCCACCACCACCACCACCACCACCACCACUACUGCCACCACCACUGCCACCACCACUGCCACCACCACUGCCGCCACCACCACCACCACUGCCGCCACCACCCCAGGUCUGAGGCUGCCUGGUGGGGUGGGUGUGCUGCCCCACAGGCCAGGGGUACGCAGCACCUCCCUGCCGCCGCUGCAGCCUGGGCCGUCCACAGAGAAGGCCGGCAGCACUUUGAGUGUGUCUGAGAGGGCCAGCCAGGGCCCGGCAGUGGCCAUCCCUGGAGGCAGGAAGGUGGAGAGGUCCUUGUCUGUGCCCGGCCCUCACCCCACCACUGUGAGUGCCCCGCCCCCCCCCAGGGCAGCCGAUGCCUCCACCCACACCCUGGCCCUGCCCACGCCCACCAGGAACGGGCCGGACAGGGCCGCGGCACUGGCCAGGCCUGACGACGGGUCCUCCAAGCCCUGCACACCAGCGGCUGCGGCGACAGACAACACCCAGGUGCUGAGCAGCGACGAGGAGGGCCGGGCGGCGGUGGCAGGGCGGCCGGCCAGCAUGAACGGCCGCGAGGAGAGUGACGGGGAGAGGGCCGGGCGGAGCGUGUGCGUGGGUGAGCGCAAGAAGGAGCCGCUGCUGAAGAGGACGCUGUUCAAGACCAAGAGCCAGGAGGAGAAGAGGGCGGGAGCCUCGGCCAUCUACCGCACCAAGAGCAUGGAGGUGAAGAAGCCCUCGGGGGCCUUCUCGCCCCUGCACGAGAGCAGCGUCUACGCCUUCGAGCCAGAGGUGGAGACCAGCAUGGAGGAGUCGUCACCCUUCUCACAGCGCAUCAAGAACAUCCAGCCCUCACCCAGCACCUCACCCGUCAAGCCAAACAACGCCAUCAAGCCCCCGGCACCACACCCACCACAGCCCCCACACCCGCCCCAACCACAUCUCCCACAGGCUGCACAGACCCACAGCAAGCCCAUACAGCCCCCUGGUCAACCACUAACCAAGCCCCCAGCCACACAGCUCCCCAGUCAACCAGUAACCAAGCCCCCAGUCACACAGCCCCCAUGUCAACCACCAACCAAGCCCCCCAGUCUACCACUAACCAAGCCCCCAGCCACACAGCUCCCCAGUCAACCACCAACCAAGCCCCCCAGUCUACCACUAACCAAGUCCCCAGUCACACAGCCACCAUGUCAACCACCAACCAAGCCCCCCAGUCUACCACUAACCAAGCCCCCAGUCACACAGCCACCAUGUCAACCACCAACCAAGCCCCCAAGUCUACCACUAACCAAGCCCCCAGUCACACAGCCCCCCAGUCAACCACUAACCAAGUCCCCAAUCACUCAGGCCAGUCAACCAAUAACCAAACCCACAACCACACAGCAACCGCAACCAACAGUCACACAGCAACCUCAACUAACCAAGCCCCCAGUCACACAGUCCCCCAGUCAACCUUUAAGGCCACAACACACACAGCCCUCUCCUCAACCCCCAGUGAAGCCCAUAGCCCCACAUCAGCCCCCAGCCAGACCCCCAGUUCCAGGCGUGCGCAGUCCUGUGGUUCGGUCACUGACGCCGCUCAUCGUGAACAGACCAAAAGGCGCUGUGGGUAUUGGCGUCGGCGUAGGGGUAUCGCCGCAGACCCUGGCAGCUACAAAGAAGGUCACAACUGGCACUGGGACUCGUAUGAUGCCGCCCAGCAAACCGAUCGGCACUACCACCACCACCGUCGCCACCACGAUGGAUAAACCCCACACCGUCAAGUCCACAUGUACGUCCACCUCACCGCAGGACGAGGGGAAGGUCGCGAUUGAGGCGGAAGCGAAGGAGGGGAAAACGGGAAACAAGAAGAACGUAAGCAGCACGUCGAUCGCGAUACAGUGCGACAUGGACAGCGGAACCGAGGCUGCGCAGGACGACAGCGGCGGCGUACGCGCGAACGAGAGCGGAACGCAGACCGACGGACCGAGCAAAUUCCCUCUUCCGCCGAAUGCCUCCCCGUUCUACUACCUUCCGCUGGCGAUGGCGGCGCUCGGCGAAAAGCUCCCCGCUCAGUUGGUUCAGCAAAUGCUCGCCAAAACGCAGGGUCUCGUCGGGGCUGCUGAGGCUGGGAUGAUCCUUCAGCAGGCAGCACAGUUAGCCCAGCAGCACCAGCAGAAACUCCACCAGGGACUCAGCGCUCCCCUGCCCAACACGACUGCCGUAAAACCGAUUAAGUCCGCCUCGAUUCCCGGGUUGGCGGUUGCCCCGAUCGUGUCUGGAAACCCCUCCACCGCCCCUUCCACCCCUUCCGCCACUCCCGUCAGGCCUGUUAGCAAACCCCAGGAGUCCGUAGUGGGUGCAGGGGGCACUUCAUCCACCCCAGCAACCACUUCAACCACAACCACCACCACCACCUCUGUAGCUAGCACCUCCCUCACCACCAUAACCACCACCACCACAUCAUCAUCAUCCACCACAACCACUAGUACCUCCCCUCCACCACCACCUCCACCCCCACCACCACUACCCACCUCAUCCACAGAGCCAGUAUUACCAAGUCAGACAUCCACCACUGCCUCACCCACCACCACCACCACCACCUCAUCCACCACAUCCACCUCACUAGUCAAACCCAGGAUUGCUAAGUCUAUCCCUGUACCUCCUCUUAGACAACAGACCACUGCAACCGAAAACUCAACCAUUGACGAACCUGACCCCAAGACUCCCGCGUCCCCGAAACCGAAGCCACGCACGAAGGUCAAGGACGCUAAGGGGCCAGACGAGGACCCACCGACGCGGAGACGUAGCGGACGAGCGACGACAUUAGCUUCGACGCGUGCCACCGAAUCGGACCUCAUGGAAAUUGAAGAGCAAAGACGCAGUAGAAAAGCGCGCCGUGUCGCGGCUGCCCUGGCGAAGGAGGAGGCCUGGAGCUCUUCCUCGGAGGCACCGCUCAGCCCACAGAUGUCCCCGGAUACCCUGAGAGGAUGGCCGCCCCCGAGGUUGACCAGCAGUCCCACUCCCUCCCAGAGCUCCGAGGGCACCACCUCCUCCACGCCCUCCCAGCGCAGCAACCGCCUCUCCUCCCGCAGCCGCCGACAGUCACCCGCCAACAAUUAUGACUUCAGCCUGAGGCCAAGUGUUCCUGGUGCCCACAGUGUCUCGCGCAGCUCGGCCCCCAGCACGCCGGCCAGCCAGACCAGCCAGGGUGCCACGGGGCCGAGUCCAGGGCUGGCGGACAAGACGAUGGCAGACCCCAAGGCUGGCUACACAUGCGACAACUCCCUCCUAACGCGGGCGCCGUCGUUCUUCCCGUCGGAGGAGGAGUUCACCGACCCCCUGGACUACAUCGAGAAGAUCAGGCCCGAGGCGGAGCAGUUUGGGGUGUGUCGCAUCGUGCCGCCAAGCAACUUCAAGCCUGAGUGCCGAGUGAAUGAUGACAUGCGUUUCACCGGCAACAACCAGUAUAUUCAGAAGAUGAUGCAUCGCUGGGGGCCCAACGUCCGCACCCUGAGGGCUAUACGACGCUGCCUGGCCAAGCAAAACAUUGAGCUCACUACUAACCCUCUGAUCGGCUGCAUGGAGCUGGACUUGGUGCGGCUGUACGAGGUGGUUGAGCAGCACGGUGGCCUCAUGUCCGUCAUCGAGAACGAGCUCUGGGGUAAGGUGGCGGACGCUUGUCGUAUCCCUCGCUCGGCCCAGGAGCGAAUCACGAAAUUGGACUCCAUCUACUGCAAAUACCUCCUGCCCUAUGCAACCCUGUCCAGUAAGGAGAGAGAGGAGCUGCUUGCGGAGGUUGACAGCAUCCACACACGCAGCCUGGCAGACAGCGGAAGCAAGAAGCCCUCCUCCACCUCCUCCGAUAAUGAGGAAGAGGAGGAGGAGGAGGAGAGCCUGGACUGCAUAGUGAAGGGUAAAAGCACGGCACUGAGCACCUUCUACCGCAUCGCCCGGAACACCUCCAACCAGUGGCAGCCGGACCCAGCGAGCCUCGAGGUGGAUGAACGCUACUGGUCCCUGGUCGUCAACGGGAGCCACCAUGUCUGUGUCCUCUCGGCAAGCAUCGACACCUCCGAGCACGGGUACGGCUUCCCCUCGCACCGGUCCUCGCCCCUCGCCAAGCACCCCUGGAACCUCAAGAACCUCUGUCAGAACCCCAACUCGAUUCUGAAGAGCAUGGGGACGAUAGUGGGUGUGACGGCCCCCACCCUACACGUUGGCAUGCUGUUCUCUACGGUGUGCUGGUAUAAGGACCCACACAGCCUGCCGUGGAUAGAGUACCUCCACACCGGGGCCUCCAAGAUAUGGUAUGGGGUCGCGGCGAACCAGGAGGACAAGCUCUACGCGGCGCUCAAGAAAAUCGUACCGGACUUCGUAAAGGAUUCGGCCAUCUGGCUACCCUCCGACACGGCCAUGGUUCCCCCGAGUGAGCUGGUGCGAGAGGGUGUGCGGGUGUGCCGGGUGGUGCAGGAGCCGGGCCAGUUUGUCGUGGUGUUCCCCGGCGCCUUCACCUCCAGCAUAUGCAAGGGGUACCUCAUUUCCGAGAGCGCCUUCUUCGCAAGACCGCAGUAUUUUGACCGCGCUGUGGCUUCGUUUAAGGCGCUCCGAGACUGCUGUGAGCCGUCCAUGUUCUCCCUGGAGCGUCUGGUGCUCUCGGUGGUGACGGACCCUCGCUCGACGCUGGACGGUCUGCUGCGUGCCCGAGACUUGGUGCUGCAGGUGGUACAGCGCGAGAAGGACCUCCGGGCUAGGCUGGCGGAGAUCGGGUUGGAGGCCAGCGAGCGGCUCUCCACGCCUGACUCCCACCGCAAGAAGAAGAGUCGCUUCAUAGAGGAUGAGGAGGAGAACAUGUGUGAGAUGUGCCGCCAGAACCUCUACGUGGCCCUGGUUACGAACUCUCAGGAGGAGGCCGUGUACUGUCUGGAACACGCCCUCACCUUCCUCACCAAGAACCCAAGCCAUUUGGAAUACUGCAAACUCAUGUACACCUACAGCCUCUCUGAGCUGGACGGGGCUGUGAAGCAGAUGGAGGAGCGGAUUCACAUCAAGAGCGGCAAGAAGGUGUCCCCCACAGGCAAGAAGAACCACAGACACAGAGAGCAUUUGGACUCCUUCAGCAGCAGCACCAGCAGCUCCAACCUCUGAGGGGAAUCAAAGGAGAGAGAAGGAGAGAGAAAAGAGUAUCACAGGUUAUAAAGAAACGAAACACACACACACACACACACACACACACACACACACACACACACACACAAGCCGUACACAUGCCGUAAGAAGGAAAUAAGGUCAGUAGUGUGUGUGUGUGUCUAUGUGUGUACGUAAUAUAAGUGCGUGUGUGCGUGUGUUUACGUGCGUGUGUAUUCGUGAUUGCCGAGAAGGACGACGACGAAGGGAGUUUAUUUACGUUUAUGCACGGUUACCCUCGUCCCGUUUUCUUUGGUGUCGGAAAACGUAAAAUCAAACCUUACGUAGAGGGAGAACUGAAGGAAAUAUACAAAAAAUGGAAAGAACAAAAGAAAUAUCGCAGUCGUUAAUAUACCGACGAUCACAGUGCACACACACACACACACACACACACACACACACACACACA
Molecule: messenger RNA, 11782 nt
Organism: Eriocheir sinensis (Chinese mitten crab)
Lineage: Eukaryota; Metazoa; Arthropoda; Malacostraca; Decapoda; Varunidae
Gene: Jarid2
Product: mucin-5AC-like
Exons: 24
Coding region: 307-11334 (3675 amino acids)
Biological process (GO): chromatin remodeling
Cellular component (GO): nucleus
Molecular function (GO): histone demethylase activity; DNA binding
Source: RefSeq, a predicted model, not a curated record